Messenger RNA from Hermetia illucens (black soldier fly), 5758 nucleotides. RefSeq lists its product as uncharacterized. Gene Ontology annotation, cellular component: membrane. NCBI's taxonomy places the organism in Eukaryota, Metazoa, Arthropoda, Insecta, Diptera, Stratiomyidae. The transcript is spliced from 13 exons. Bases 2497 to 4299 code for a protein of 600 amino acids. The record is from RefSeq and is a predicted model, not a curated record.
AACUAGUUGUGCGGGGCGGAAACAGGAAGAAUUACGCGCGCGAAGACAACCCCAACCACCUGAAAACAAUAAAACCUCCAAGAAAAAGUGCUGACAAACAAAGUUGCAAAAUCCUGAUAAUACCGAGUUCGGUUCGGUUUGCUGGUGGUCCGAGGUCCUUUUGCCUGAUCUAGGAGUAGCUCCGGGAUAGGUUCGCUGCUUCUUGCUGGUUGCGAAUUCAUAGACUUUCCUGAGACACUGACUCCUGUGCGGAGUGUCACACUACCGGUCCCAGGAAAGUAACGGAAACCGAUUUCGCCAUAGGUUAAAAGGUUAAGAAAAGUUGAUUGCUCGAGGAGGAAGGGCACAAGGACGAGGACGGAGUGAAAGUAGCAGUGAUAGAUAGAAAACCGAGUUGGGGGCAACAGUGAACACGUCGUCCUUCCGGUGCCGGCGGCUGUCCUUUAAGGUGUGUUCUACCUAACGAAAUAGGGUCGCUAAAAAUAAGCAUCCGAGGGUGGCGGUGAUUCCUUCAUUUACGAUCCGUAGUGCAGUGCCGUAUUGGGAAAGUGGCAAUAUCCGAAAUAUAUAUUCCAGUCAGAGUGCUCAUAGUGUAGUUGCCCAAGAAAAGGAGUUGUGUAUCCCAUAGUGUGAAUGUGAUUGUGCCGUGGUCUCGCGUUUGGCAAUAAUGUACAAAGGACGUCUCUAUCCUCGCCGAGAACCCUCAUCAUUGGGAGUGUAUGUAUAUAUGUAUAUAUCCGUCUGAGUCAGUCAGCUGUACGUAAGCUGUGUGUGCUCCAUCAAUGAAAUAGAGUCAUUUCUCCGAAGACGAGUCACUUUUUUCGAGCAAGGAUAACGACAGAAGCCAAGCUUCAUCUUCGGUGCUCCAACGUCGAGUGUGGAUCCACAUGAAGCCGAUAUAGUGCAUCAACGAAUCAACGUUAUCUGAAUACAAAUUAAGUCUUCCACACGAUAACUCCCCAUCAGGAAUGAAUACAGAUUAAAACCAUUUAAUUGAAAGCCGGUAUCAGGGCCAGUGCCUCCAUUCAGCUGUUACUGCCGGCUCCGAACCCAAUGUGUCCAGUUUUGAUUCAGCGAAGGUUCGGCAAGAGUGACUGAACCCCGUGUGAACUAAACGAAUUUCAUGGUGGAAUCCUUAUCGGCGGAUAAAUAGAAGGAUCAACGAGAGCGUCAUAAAAGGAACGUCGUAGGAUUAAUAUUUUGCUAAUACCUGGAAUCGAGCCGAUUCAAGAUAUCAGGCUUGGAAACCACAUCACAACGAGGAGUAACCACUUCUGAUGGCUGAGAUGAAAAGUCCUUCACUUCUAAGGAUUUAAUCCAAUUAAAGCAGAAGAAAAUCGCAAAAUUCAACCACACAUAAGCAGACGCAAGGAAAGGAUCAUCACGUGAAACUCGAAUCAAAACACCAUAAACCAGGAAUAGUUAAAAAGAGAUAUUUCUCCCAAGUGACUUAAGUCUUUCUCUUCGUUUUUUGUUUGCUCCCGGAAUACUCAUCAAAGCACCUAGAACGCAAACGGAAAAAAGGAAAGAAUCAAAAGGAGCACGUAAAUGCUUGUUAAUCAUCGAUUAUAGCCUCCGACGGCCCCUUGUUUUCUACGACUACUCCAUGGCCACAACUCAAUGGCGGAAGUAGCAGGAACCUGAGCAAUAAAACCAACUCGCUCGAGUUCAAAACGUAAUUUGUAUAGCUCCGACUCGGUGUAAUUGAAAGGAAAUAACGAGAUCCUAGAAAAGGGAGUACACCGGCUCCUGCAGCAUGGAGUUAAUUUCGCACAAAGGCAUACCCAUUAUCCUUAACCACGUCCAGCAAGAAAAACACUCGGAGCAUUUCGAACAGAAAGGAAGCGCAAUAAAAGAGCCUUUGGCCAUGACUUCAGGUAUGUUUGUCGCAAUCAUCGUCCUGCAGCCUCCGACUCUGCGACACUCCUAAAACAGCUCGUUUCCCUUUUAAUUUCGAGUGUGUUGUACCCGGGACGGAAACGUGCCAACGCCUGAAUCGACUGUACUUUGAGCUAAUUUUCGAAUUCGAGUCAUCAACUUAAUUUGAUUUCAGGAUAAUACUCGUGUGGAGCUGGUCCAUAAUUCUUUUGAAAUCCUUUUCACGCGCUACAUUAUUCAAGAGGAAAAGGAUCCUGGUGACGGGUAAUGAAGUGGGGCUGAAAUGGAUUGAGAAGGAUUCCUACAAAGAGACCUGAACACGUAAUCAAAAAUGCUCACAGCGACCUCAAGCAGUAUUAGAUGCUGAAACGAUACCAGGACAGUCAAUCAAACGAAAAAUCUUCACGGAAAAGUAGUUUAUUUUGUGAAAUCGGAGACACAGGAUUUACGAAAUACUCAAUCAAAGUUGCGAGUAGUACCAGGCGAAAUCAGUAGGAUCCAGGUCGAAUUUCUAAACUAGCCAAGCGACCACUACCCAAGCAAAACACACUCACAAAAUCUCCCCGAAACAACUUUUCUGUAUUAUGACAAACUGUUUGUAUCAAAAAUUAACGGGCUAUGAUUGUGAUGUUGUCAGUCCGUACAUCUUCCGUUCAUGAACGGCAAGCCGAGACGAUUCAUCCAAAAAAUCGACUUACGGCUAGACUAGGGUCGUUCAUAGUACAGCGAAAGAAUAAGACCGGCUUCGCUAAUCAUACAACUCCAGCGCAAACAAAUCCGAUAUCUUCCAAACUAAGCAAUUCCCCGAAUUGUGGGAGUCAAAUAAAAAGACGCUCCACCAAACUGAAGGCAUUCGUACGCCAGAGUAAGGAGAAAUUCGGAGAAAAUCUUCAAAGUCUUACGACAUUCAAACGACAGACUAGUGUGGAUACGAAAAAUUUAGAUUUUAGUGCGACAACGACGACGCCAAAAAAGACGACGAUAAAGCCAAAACCAAGUUUUAUAUUAGGCGAGCUCAAUAAUUUUCGUAAACCGCCAACCGUACAGGUUCCUGUAGCAACUAUAUUGAACGACCUUAGCCCAGUGCCGGGUGCGGCGAAGGUCAAAAAUAAAACUGUCGUCAGCCCUAUGAACCCCAAGGGACUACAAAGUGAUACGCCGGACGUAAAGGCCAUGCGGUACUACAGGUUGUGGAUCUACACAUGCAACGCAGUCCUACUUAUGGCCGUCAUAGUGUUUUGUGGCGUUGCUGGCAAAGUUUUAAUUGCUGAUUACAGACGAUUGCUGGUGACAGGGUUAAAUUUAGGUCAACCGAAUUUCAUAUAUGCCUAUUUGGCGUUACUCAUGCAAUCAGGUUUCCUUCAACUAAUCGGAUGUCUUGGUGCCUUAAGACUAUCAGAAAAACUACUAAACGCUUACUGGUUGAUUUUAUUAGUAUUGUUGAUAGGUGAUGCACUAUUAGGAAUAUUCUGGAUGUUUAAAUUCGAUAGAAUAAUACAUGACUUGCAGCCGAUUUUAAGGUAUAGACUUGCCACCGAAUAUGGUAGUUCCAACGAAUUCAGCGACUUAUGGGAUCGAUUACAAACGGAAGGGCGAUGUUGCGGAGUGAUUGGACCACAAGACUAUUCAACAAUGGCCACAAAUCGAUCAUAUCCAGCAUCUUGUUGUUCGUCAAGUGAUUUAUCUGAGCAGAUAUCAGUGUCAAGGAGACCGCUUGCAUCACCUGUAGUGUUCCGAAAUGAUGAGUUAAGCGCACAACAAAAAAAUAAUUUAACAGACAUAGCGGAUACAACAUGGAGUCAUGUGGUCUCAGAAAGUCGAGAAAGUAAAGUGACAACGCCAAGUUGUAAGGCAGUCUUCCCACAGGGUUGCACGGAUCGUAUGGUUACGUGGCUUAGAAAUACCGCAGACAUCCUAUUCGUCUUAGGGUACUGCGUCAUUGCAUUCCUGAAAUUGUGUUUUCUCGGUAUUUUACGUUACGAGAUUCGUGAAAUGAUACAAAAAAUCAAAUUACUACAAAAUGAGAUGUCAUCGGCGAUAUUGGAGCCGGAGAUUGAACAACAGCAACUAACGCAGGUAACAAACACAUCGAUAAACGGUGGCCUACAUACGGAGCCGAAAGUUGGGAAUCGUGACCGUGAACGAUCUCGUAUGAGUUCCGGCGAAAGUGAGCGUGAAUCCCUACUGAUACACGAAAAUCCUCAACCACCGCGAUACCUUAAGAAUAAACAUUUGUACGGUUGCAUGGAAACAGGUGCUCCAGGUGGUGAGUCCGAUACGAAUUCAAACUGUGCCCUCAUUGUCGAGGAUGCAAGUGCAGUGGCUGCAGCGAAAUCCAUCAAUGGCAACAACAACUAUGAACUGACCGAAUUCGAUACCAAGGCCCCAACAUACAGAAAGUCAAAGUGGCCAUCGUUAUGAGAUAUACAGAGAUACAUAAACAAAACGCGCAGCGAAUCAGGCAUAUGAACGCUCCUACGGUUACUAAAAUCUGACUACGGUAUUAUUUGGAGCAAUUGUUCGGUGAUCGAUGGAGAAAGUACGGCAGACAUCGACCCUCCCGUCGCAAUAGAACGCCCCGCAACGAAAUAAGGGGUGAACAGGGUGUUCGAUUUUGUACUAAGUCAGUUGAUUCAAUGAACGGUGAUGAGUGUGGAUGUGAAGAUAUUUAAGAAUUAUAGAAAAUAAUGGUAGAAAGGGAAACUAAGUUUGGAAUAUUCUUUAAAAAAAAAAUUAGAAAAAUACAGAAAAAAGUGUAACUAAUAUUAUUUAAAAUGGAUUUGGAAAAGACUAUAAAUAAGCAUAAGCAGUUGUAACACUAACACAAACAGUACUUCGUAGGGAUGCCUAAUCAUCGCGAAAAUAAAAGGAUAAAACUACCAAAUGACUAUAACAAAACCAGAUAUCAAAGAUUCACAUGAAAUCAAAAAUAAUACAAAUAUACAUUAACCGACUCUAAAUACAAAUUAACGCAUCAAGGCCCAUAGUAUGUAUCUUAAAUAUCAAUAAUAUAUCCCUAAGAUACAGCGUAUUAGAUCCCUGAAUCUUGCUUAGAGGCAGAUAGAACUGCGUAUCUCAUAGGAUUUUAUAAUAUAACUACACAAUAAGAACAUGUUGCAUUGAUUUCUCCUGAGUUUCUCCCAUUGUUUUUGAAAAUAAAUCUUAAUUUUAUUUCUACAUUAUAGAAAUAUAGAUAAAAAUAUACGUACGUAUGGAAUGUCUUGCAAUGUACACGGAUAAAAGCUAGCUAGUAGCAACUACCAUUGAUUGUAAGAGAUCUUUUUGGAAUUUUGCUUAAAUGAAAACUUCCUGUUUACUACAAUUAAUACAUUUACUAACUGUAUUGUGUAGUACAUAGACAAUAAUAAUAUAAAACUAGAUAAUUUUUAUAGUAUUCAACUCAUUUUGCCUAAAAGGCGUAAUUUAUUUAAGUAUGCUGUCGAAUCUUGAAUUUUGUACUUAGCAAGAGUGUCAAACCUGUCCUCAGAAGGGCAGUCUCUGUUUCACUCCUUUGAGUGAAGCCGGUCGCUCCAAUCUGGUCUAUUAAGUUGAGAUAUAAUAUCUACAAUCAUCAUCAUCAUCAGCAUCAACAGCGCAACAACCGGUAUCCGGUCUAGGCCUGCCUUAAUAAGGAACUCCAGACAUCCCAGUUUUGCGCCGAGGUCCACCAAUUCGAUAUCCCUAAAAGCAGUCUGGCGUCCUGACCUACGUCAUCGCUCCAUCUUAGGCAGGGUCUGCCUCGUCUUCUUUUUCUACCAUAGAUAUUGCCCUCAUAGACGUGCUAGAUCAUCGUCACCCGUAUGGAUUAAGUGACCCGCCUACCGUAACCUAUUGAGCCAAAUUUUAUCCACAACCUGACGAUCAUGGUAUCGCUCAUAGA